CACCCAAUCGCACUUGAGCGGCGGCUCUAGCUCCGGUUGCGUGCGGGAGCAACAUGGCGGAUCGCCUCACGCAGCUCCAAGACGCAGUAAACUCGCUUGCAGAUCAGUUUUGUAAUGCCAUUGGAGUGUUGCAACAGUGUGGUCCACCUACUUCAUUUAAUAACAUUCAAUCAGCAAUUAACAAGGACCAGCCAGCUAACCCCACAGAAGAAUAUGCUCAGCUUUUUGCUGCACUGAUUGCCCGGACAGCAAAAGAUAUUGAUGUUUUGAUAGAUUCUUUACCCAGUGAAGAAUCGACAGCCGCAUUACAGGCUGCUAGCUUGUAUAAGCUGGAGGAAGAGAACCAUGAAGCUGCUACCUGUCUGGAAGAUGUUGUUUAUCGAGGAGACUUGCUUCUGGAAAAGAUCCAGAGUGCACUGGCUGACAUUGCUCAGUCCCAGCUGAAGACAAGAAGUGGAGCCCACACCCAACCUUUUCCAACUACUAGCACUGUCACACCCUGGGCUGAAAAAAGGACUGGUCCAUGCCGUUAGCAUUCUGCAGCAGGUAUACCAACACAGCAACAUCAGUCUCUCAGAUGUGCUGCCUUUCAGCCAGUUUUAAUUCUCUCUUUUUUGUUGAUAAAUAAGCUUAUAAAGUCUUGAUAGAAUCUGCUUUAAGCCAUCUUUGUGUCAUCAUUUUAUUUUUGUUUUUUCCCCCUCUGGAUGAAGACAUCAAUGCAUUUGUAUUCAUAAUAGAAUUAAACAUAUAAUAAAGUUAUGCAUUGUUUUUUUCA
Dipodomys spectabilis (banner-tailed kangaroo rat) is the source of this 775-nucleotide messenger RNA. RefSeq names its product mediator complex subunit 21 (gene Med21). Gene Ontology annotation, cellular component: mediator complex. The coding region runs from base 54 to 533 and encodes 159 amino acids. Gene Ontology annotation, molecular function: transcription coregulator activity. Gene Ontology annotation, biological process: regulation of transcription by RNA polymerase II. Lineage: Eukaryota; Metazoa; Chordata; Mammalia; Rodentia; Heteromyidae. The record is from RefSeq and is a predicted model, not a curated record. The transcript has 4 exons.